UGAGUGUGUAUGCAUUUUCAAGGCGGUCUUUCUGUUGCAAGAAAAAAAAAAAAAAACAGUAGUCUAACAGGAAAACGAAUAGGUCGAGCCACUGAUGAAGGCAUGCAAAUGCAAUUUAGUGACGGAAACUGACGUUUGAGAUCUUCAUGUGUUAGCGGAGGCUUGUGUGAUAGGAAUGCAUUUAAUUUUAGUUCGAGAUAGGUGGAAUCACCUCAGCGGUGUGUGAAAGAGGGAGAGAGAGAGAGAGGCGAGGGAACAAGAGGGGAGGGGGCGGGGGUGUAUGGACCUCACUGGUUACGGGACCUACAGGCACCCCGAUUGUGCUCUGCUCUCAUCAUUUUUGGAGGUGAGGACAAAAGAAAAAAGGGGGAAUCGGAAGAAAGGCCCGGGAUCUGAGUGUCGUGACGGGCCCCCCGACUUCGCCGCCGCUGGUCGGGGUUGUCUGGAACUCAAAAGGGUGAGGGAAAAGCGGCGGAGCAGUCGACUCUAGACUGGGGUUUCCUGCCACAGCAGCGGGAUUGUCACAAAACAGCCUUUCACUCUUCGAGGGGCCUUGUAUUGCUACGUUUUCAGAGUUGUGAAGGCUUCUGGUCAGCAACUCCUGGAAAAUGAACUUAUCCGCAUGGAAAUACUGAGGAGAAACAGAAAAACGGAGCUUGAAUUGACUGAACUUAAGUGGAAUAAAUGGAUUACCCUCCUUGUGGAAAAAUUGUUGCCAUGGAACUAGGUAGAAUUAAAUGAUGGUUGAGAGAGAAAAACAAAGGUAAGGCAGCUACAUGCUGAAGACACAGGAGAGCACCAAGAAGAAUCUGAACACAGAGUCAAGGAAAGAACGAACAAUAAACGGGGACCAAAGACCUCUUCAGUCCAAAUGAAUGCAUGCAGUAGCAAAAAAAACAAAGUAAAAAGAAAAUAGUAUUUGAAAGGGAAUGACCAAGAAACAGAACAACUCACAAAAUAUUACACUCUGCAUCCACCAGUUGAUGAGACUAUCAAUGGAGUGUUUGUCUUUGGGAGUGUUUAGUGAGGGUCUGUGCUCAGACCUGUUGAUUCUGUUACUGCAGGUUUUUUCUCACACAGGUGUGAGUCAGGUCAUACAUGUUGGCGAGCUGAAGGAUUGCUGUGACAGGACACAGUCUCAAUGGUUGUAUUGAGAUUUUUUGUUUUUGUUUUUUUUUUGGUACAGGAUGCUGUUGGAUCAUAACUCAAUUUAAUCCUAACGUAGCUCUGCUUGCUUGAGCCGUUACUAUAGUGGAGUGUAUAACACGUAAAGACAUUUGAGGUUGAACAUCUUGCGCGGUGGUGUGUCAGUUGUCCGUGAUAUCAUUGCCUGCACAGUGCCGAACCACUUCAGCUUCGUGGGAAUGACUGCACACUUUUAAUCUAGCAUUUUUCUGCAGUACAAACCUGCUUCAUCAAAUAUUUCUUUUUUUUUUCUUUAAAAAAAUUCCAUUUUUUAAGACCCAGUGAUUAAGUGAACCUUUUUUUUUUUUCUUUUCUUUUCUUUUCUUUUUUUUUUACUGAACACAACCAUCACAUUGAAGAGGAAAAGCUUUUUACCAUUUGGCCUUUUUAUAUAUUGAUAAAAAUCCUUGUUUGUUCGACCUCCCUAAAACUUUCUGCUAGAAAAAGCAUCUGCGGUAUAUAUUCCUUCUGCUUCAGCUCUUUGGUGGAUUUCAAAAGCAUCUCCUUGUUUUACUGCCAGGCCAUAGACUCUCUUUGUCAUUUAUGGUUACUGCCAUAAGCCUUCCAGUUUAUGAUCAGAAACAUUCCCUGACAUAGACUCUGACAGAUAUUUCCGUUUUUGAUCCAAACUUGGAAACAAAAAAACAAACAAAAAAAAAAAAAAGGAAACAAUGCAGAAUUUUUCUAACAGUCCGGCUCCCACCUCUCUCCCCCAUGGGUUCAGUGGGAGAGGUGGAGGGGGGCCACCGUAUCCCCCUCAGCCAGCAGAUCCCCAGAUCUCCCCAAGGAUGACGGAUGAUUACGCAGGGAUGCAACAACAGAGCCUGCACAGAGGCCAUCACCACCCAACUCAAGCCAGCCACAUGCUCGCUUACAGCGCUAGAAACAGAGGAGCUGUGGAGCCACCACCAACACAGGGUAACAUUCACAGUGGCAACAGUAACAACCCUUACAGGAAGGACGCCAUGGAUUAUUAUUUUUCAAUGGGUGGGAAGGACAGGCACAGAAGGGGAGGUAUAGGUUACGGGGCAGGCUUUGGGUACCCUAAUAUUGAUGGACAUUUACCUCACCAGUACAGGCAUGCUGGAUCUGGCUCUGCUCCAUCAUCUGGCCUCAUGUCACCAUAUCCAGUAGACUAUGGCUCCAGUGCUGGUUCAGGUGGAGGUGCUGGUGCCGGAGCGUUCUCUCCUACUCACCAGUACAAUAUGAGUCAGAACCCUGCAUUGCAGACAGUGCCAGGUUCUCAGUUGCAGCACCGCCAGCAUGGGCAGACCUUCCCAGCUGUCCACCAUGGACAGCAGCAUAGGAGCUAUCCACACUCUGGGCACAGAAUGACCCCACAGUACCCACACUACUCCCCACAGGGUGGAGCGUCCACGGGGUCAUCAGGAAUGUACAGCCCCCCUCCGCAGAGAUAUCUCGACGGGGCUGCUAGCACUGGGUUUGAUCCCAAAGUCAACAGUUCUCCCAGUGUCAACUCCAGUUCAAACUCAGUCUCCAGUUCAGUUGCUGCUAACAAUGUGGGGCCAAUGGAGAAUGUUCAACAGAGUUACCAUGCUUCAAAUUAUCCUGGAUAUUCCCCACAGACGCUUUCUCUUCACAAGCAGGCCACACUACAGCACCGCAACUCACAGCACAAUUUAGGGGUAGGUUAUGACAACUCUCUCAAGAUGCAGCACCAGGGCCCGUCUCCAGGGUCUGUAUAUGCUAAACAUCAUCAAACCUCUAAUCCCAGUAUACCUCAAGCAGCAUCUCAAGAAAUAGCCAAAUCCCCAAUGCAUCCCAAUGCUCAGCAAACCCAAAUCAACCAAAACUUUAGCCCCAUAUCCAACCCCUCUCCAGCUGCCUCAGCAGUGCAUUCCCCCAGCUGUAGUUCCUCUCCUUCUCCUUUGAUGGGUGUCUCAGAGGCACAUGGAAACCCCUCAGGUCAUGGUCCUUCGCAUCCUCCUACAUCAAACCCCCGUAGCAGCCAUGGUCAUGGCAGAUUACUGCAGACUAUGCCUCAGUUAAGUCCCACACCCAACUCAAAUAGCAGCAUCAGUAGUUGUGGUAGCAGUGGCAGUCAUAAAGCUCACAGCAUGAGUUCAGCUGGAGGGAGCAGUCUCCCUCCAACAGGCCGCAACAAAAUGGGUCUAAGCGCAGGGAUCGGAUCCCGAGAGGAAGGCUCCUCUGUUUAUUCAUCGUCUCCACUUGAUAAAAUGCAGGAUGCAGGCCUGAAUAGUCUUAAUGCCUUGAGCUCACAAGUAGCCAAUUUACCAAACACAGUUCAGCACAUGCUCCUCACUGACACAGUGCUUUCACAGAAGAAGAAAGAUGGCGGGCAGAUGCAACAGGCAACACACAGCGUGCCCCCGUCACAGCCAAGGAGUCGAAAUGCAAGCGCCGCCUCAAGUACUAGCACAGUCAAAGAUGGAAGUGCAUUGGGGAGUGGUGAUGGCGCCAGCUUAGACGCUGGUGCUGAUGAGGACUCCUCAGUGAUGUCAGUUGGAGGCUCAUCAGGGACCAAGGUGGAGCGCGAGGAACAGUUUUCUGAGGGGGAACACGGGAGGGUGAGACAGAUGAGCGGUGCAAGCAGUGGAUCUGAAACAACUGGCUAUCACCCUCCACCUCCGACUCAAAACCAACCACAGACUGGACAAGCAUCAAAUAUCAAAACCAUCAGCUCAGAUUCACCGUCAAAAGAACCGAGUGUUUCCGAAGCAAAAGCAAAUGAAGCUAACGCUCCUUCGUCAUCAUCUCCAUCCUUUGGAUGUCAGUCAUCAGACACUGGCGCAGUUUCACAUUCAACACCUCCAGUUUCCUCAUCCCCCUCGUCCACCUCCUCCAGUAUUCCUCCUCCCCAGCCGAACUGCGUCUCAGAGCCCGGUUUAACAUACAAUGACAACAGGGGUGGCCACAGGAAGACGGCAGAAAUUAAAAAUGAAGUAAUCAAAAAUGAAAGUGAAGGCGCAGUUGAGAAAACGGAGAAAGGCGGAAGCCAAAUGCAGCGAGAUGGAGAAGUCAAUACACAAAAUGGUCAGGACAAAGAAAAUAGGUUGCAAACUGCAUCCAGAUUACACAGUAACCAGAGGGAAGAAAAGCACACAUCUGAGGAACAGCAAAGUGCCAGCAGUGUUGGUGUGAUUGUUUCAGCUCGAUCUGAGGGAGGUCACACUGAAAAAAGCAAGCACCCCCAAGACAACUGUAUUGAAGAGAAACAGUCGCACUCUUACUUAAGAGAUUCCAGCAGUCACAAUGGGGAGGAAGGAGUAGAUCUGACUUUAUAUUCCUCCCAUCACCAGAAAUCUAACUUUGGACGGCCUCAAAAUCCUCCCCAGUCUGGUCCUCAUAAAUAUGGCUACCCAGAAUCAACAUAUGGCUCAGAUUUGUCAAUAAAGAAGAGAGGGAGGGCUGGCGCUGCGAGUGUAAUGGAAUCAAAUUCCAGAUACUUAGGAUACCAACCAUCACAAGCUGGUUAUGGCCCCGUGCAUCCAAAAGAUGGUGGUUCUGUAGCAGAGGGCUUGGUGAAGAGAGGGCAAGGAGCAGGAGGGAAAGUUCAUGAGGAUAAUUCACAAAUGCAGCAAUUUCCCAGCCUUUUACAAGAGGUUCUUCAAGGUUACAAUUUAGAUAGACGUUAUGGCAGACCAGAGCAGGCAUUUCCUGCCCAUCUCCAAGUUCAACAACAGUUUCAAACUAGACUCCCGUAUGGCAUGGCUGAUAAUAUGAGAAUCCAGAGUGGAGGAACUGAGGCUUCGGCUCUUUCUGCUCAAGUGGGCAGCUCUGGAAAGCCCUCACAUCCAAACCUGAGGCAUGGAGGGGAGCCUGAUUUCACCACGGAUCCUCAGUCCUCUGUGAAGUCAGAAGUGUCCAAUGCUAAGAGUUUGCAAAACGCUGAAAAACCGGAAGUGGGUGUGUCUCAGAGUCAUGCACCACAAGCUACAGAGUCUCAGCAACCCCCACCCAAACAUAUAAACUUAGCUGACUAUUCUCUGCCACAGAGAAAAGUGUUUUCUAAUGUGUCCACUCCAUCCUCUGCUGUGCAGGAGCUCCUUUUGCAAGAGCCAGAGCCCCUAACAGGCAGCAUUGGUCAAACUGAGUCUCAAAAAUCAUCAGGCUCCAUAUUAGCCCCAUCAGAGCGGCGCUCUGUCAUCUGUGAUGUGUCGCCAAACCGACGCAGCACACCAGAGAGGGACAGGGAAAGUGACAGAGAGAGGGAGCGGGAGAAAAGUCAGAGUGGAGCCUCUGUGAUUCAACAGCCAUUUUCCUCUCCAGCAGCCGCCAACGAUCUGAGUAAAAAGGAUACGGGAGAGAAACAAGUGGUGAAAAUGGAAACGGCAUCAAAAGAGGCUGGCCCAGACGCCGUAAAUUUACAAACUGAUCAUCACGGGAGUGGCGGAGCUAAUGAGGCAGAUAUAGAGUAUCAUCCCAAGUCUGUUCAUUCAUCUGUUGUAAUGAAUGCUGACCCCUACAGGCGAGGUAAUGUAGAUAUUUCCCCCUUGUCUUCUCACCCUAUGAGCUCUAAUCCUCUAUCUUCACCCUCAAGGCAUCCGUCCUAUCUUCAUGGUGUUGAUUUAUCUACUGGCAGCAGCAGCAGCUUUCCUGGAUAUCGAUAUGGAGAUACAAGAGAAGGAAAUAUAAUGCCACGCAGCAACCCGCAUUUCCCCCCCCACCAUCCGUACCACAGCUUAUCCCCCCAGGCUCAAACCUCGAAUAAGCUUCAAAUGUAUCCUCACCCUCGCGGCCUCCCUCAUCACCCGCACGACAUGAGUGACUGGGUAAAAGCGUUGAACAGGCCGUCAAAGGAGAUGAUGAUGCAGCCCGGUUCGUCUCCAGGAAGACAUAAGGUCGGCCAAUCGGAGCAGAGGCAGAGGAUGAUCUCCCAGACUGACAUGCCAGGUGAACAGCACGCAACCAAACCUUCACUCCAUCAUCAAAGCGCUUAUUUCGACAUGAAAAUGUGGGAGGCGGCGCACCCUGGAAGAGAAGGCCCGAGAAUGAUAGAGGGAGACUCCUACUACAGGACACAGCCGCCUCCUCCGCCGCCGCCUCCUCCUCCUCCACCUCCUCCAGCUCCAGUGGCUUCACUCGGACCCGCUCCUCCGCUCCUGACUCAUGGCCAAAACGCUGCUGAACCCGAGGUGUCCCGAGGAACCGCAGAGGAAACCAAGCAUCCCGGCCCACCUCCUCCAUCCAGCUCCGCUAAGCCUCCUGCUGACAUGAACUCCACUCUGCCACAGGUGCAGCGUCAGACUAAAGCCGGGGGUUCUGGAGACACAAAUCCACUAAUAUUGAGAAGGAGAGUUCGUUCUUUUAUCUCUCCUAUUCCUGCCAAAAGGCAACUCCAGGAUGCGUCUCAGCAGAGGGCUGCCACAAAUUCACAUCACUCUCCUGGGGCCCAGUCUGAGUCUAGCCAUCACAAUGAAGAUGACUCAUCCAGUUCAGAUAUCCCAUGUCCCAGGCUCUCCUCCCCUCUGCCCGGAGAGAAUACCUAUUCACAACCUUUAUCUCCAUCAAGCGGUAAUGCCAAGGUUUUGACUCCCAGGAAAGGACGAGGUUUGAAACUAGAGGCAAUAGUGCAGAAAAUCACACCAAAUAUUAAAAAGCCAGCAGGCCAUGGUGAUGAUGAGUCAAAUCAUUACCCAGGCUUCUCUCAUUCAGAAAUACCAACGUUUAAUGAUUCACAGGACCAAGACUUAGCACAUUUCCCGAGGGUUGCAGGAGGGGAUGAUAGCUACAUGGAUGAAAGUCACUCAUUAAACGACAUGAUUCCCUUCAGAGGCGUUGAUGAGACUGGGCCUUUACCUCCGUCUGCUUAUCCAUGUGAUCCUCAUCAGACGUCCCAGGCCCUCAAACAACAAGACUUUGACUUUGGAUUAGUGGCCGCUGUGGCAUCGGUAUCCGAUGACAAGGAGGACUUUGCUUUGCUCGGACCUUUACCCCCACCUCCGCCUCUUCCACGCCCAGUCCAGGGUUCCCCACCUCCAUCCUCAUCUGCCCUGUCAGACAUUCAACAUUUCACCAACACUUACCAGCAGCUUGAGACGAGAAGAGGAGAGCAGUCUGCUGCCACCCUUCUGCGACAGAAACUUCAAGAAUCUGGCAUGGGAUUUGAUGAUUAUCCUGGCAGUGACUACUAUGGAACCACCUCGCCACACCACGGCCAGGCUCAAGGACACAUGCUGAACAGACAUCAGAUGUCCUCUGGGAGGUCCAGUCUGUCACCACAAGAUUCUAAGCCUCCGGAGAGUGUUGUGCCUAAAGGCUAUUUCCCAUCUGGCAAGAAGAAGGGCAGGCCUGUAGGGAGCGUGAAUAAACAAAAACGGGCCCAGAACCAAGCCCAAACACAGGCGCAGGCCCAACCUCAAGUCCAGACACAGAACACAACUCUGAGUGCUCCUCCAGCCCCACCCACUCCAGCUACAGCUACAGCUACAGCUACAGCUACAGCUACAGCUACAGCUGCUGCUGCUGCUGCUCCAACUCCACCCGCAGUGCAGACUACCAGCAGCACCCCCGCCCCUGCAGCACCCCCACUGUUGGACAAUAAAAUCACUCCCCCGCUGGCCCCACCUGUUUUAACCCAGGUAGUGAAAGUGGACGGUGAGAGUGAGGACACACAGCCAGAGACCGAGGUCAAACCUGUGCGACGGAGACGCAAAGGUGUGAAAGAUGAAGACGAGCCACUCGAAGCAAGGGGGCGACAGAGGAGGAGGAGGAGAGGGGCGGCGGCGGCGGCAGGGGCGGCGGCGGGGGUGGCCAAAGACGACCCAGAUACACCUUUAGGGGCAGGAGGAAGUCCUGGCGCAAACAAAGUAUUCUUGGAUCCAAAUAGAAAAGGCCUGUUUGUUCCACACAUACAUGUGGAAAAAAAAAUUCCUGAGAUAGGGGCGGUGUGCACCAUCGUAAAUGCUGAGGAGGACAAGAUGAAAGGGGAGCGUGGUGCAGUCGCAGGGAAAGCGGGCGGGAGUGGGAUUGAUUCUCUCCUGACCUCAGCUCUUCCCUCCCAGUUAUCGAGGAGAGACAGAGAGUCGGAGAAGAGGAAGACGGACGAGGUGGAGACUACACUUCAGUCAGGAAAAGCACUUCCUUCAUCUGGCUAUGUUGUUUCGGGACCCGUGAUUACAGAGACCAAUCACUCUGGCCGCCUGCUUUGCUGCCUGUGUCAGAAAUGGGCAAAUUACAAACACCUCGGAGAUCUCUACGGGCCUUUCUAUCCAGCCGAAUACGCCGCGAAGCUCCCCAAGAACCAGCCCCAGGUCAGACAAUGUCAAGCAACGGCAACAGGAACAAACAAAACAGGACCAAAUUCAGACAUAAGCUCAAACGCUCUGAGCACAGUCCAAGACUCACAGACACAAGACGCUCAGUUUAUCAAGCCUUCGACCGAGAGUGACUUCGCCGUCAGCUUUGACUCAAACCCCACAUCUCUUAACACUCCAGUGAGAACCGCCUCCCCAGCUGCUGGAGAGGAUAUGAUGAUGAUGCAUGUGGCUGGCAAGCUGAGUAACACCGCCUCCUCUUCCUCCUCCUCCUCCUCCUCCUCCUCUUCCUCCUCCUCCUCUUCUUCCUCCUCCUCCUCCUCCACUACCACCACCACAACCACCACCACCACCACCAUCAUCAACAACAACAACAACAGCAAAUCAACAUCUCUAACCUGGGAUAUGAAUCUAGAUAUCCGACCUAUCCCUGAGCUUAAGCGAGAGCCAGACCUCGAGGUCGACCAGCAGCAGCAGCAGCAGCAGCAGCAGCAGCAGCAGCAGCAGCAGCAGCAACAGCAACAGCAGCAACAGCAGCAGCAGCAGCAGCAGGUGCAAAAACAGCUGCAGCCGCCAACGGAUGAAGCUCAACAACGACCUCAGCACAGAAAGCUGACCUCACAUCCCCGCUUUAAGAGGAGGCACAAAUCCAGUGAGGAUUCCCCCAGAAUGGUGCCUUCCAACAGUAAGGCGUCCCUGCCCUUCCAGCCCCCACCGCCGGCCUUGGACUCCCUGGGACCUUUGGCACAACUUGCCCAGCUGCCACAGAUGCCCAUGGACCCGGAGGAGCUGUGGGUCCACGAGGGUUGCAUAGUGUGGACCAGUGGAGUGUACCUUGUCAAUGGGAGGCUGUACGGCCUGCAGGAGGCACUAGAUGGCGCCAGAGAAACAAGCUGCUCGUACUGUGAGAUGGUCGGCUCAACGCUGGGCUGCUACAGUAAAGGCUGUACACUUCGCUAUCACUACCUGUGCGCUAUCGAAGCAGAUUGCUCUCUGAAUGAAGAUAACUUCUCGCUGCGGUGUCCGAAGCACAAGGUAAAGAAAGAGAGUUUACCCAGAGCAUCCGGCCAGCCAAGUCAGUGUACCUGGAGCAGUCAGAGAGAGGCUGAGAGAAACGGAGAGGAAGAAGAGACACAGGAGUCUGGGAGCUGUUAGUUUGGACAAUAGAAGACUGGGAAACCCGUUUGUGAAGCAGCCCCAAAUGUGAAAGGACAGGACUGGCAUCUGUGACAGAGAACAACAAAAGGGAAUGUACAAUUUCUCUACAGGAAUCAGCAUUAUUUACAUUUAAGACAAUGGGGAAAAGAAAACCUUUUUUUUUUCCUCGAGAGAAUUAUUGCUCUUUACUUAAAAGCAGAAAAAUAAAGAAAAAAAAAAAACAUGGACAUGCAACAUAGAGGAACAGAGCUACAAGAAAAAGACAAAAAAAAGACAAAAAAAAACAAACUACAAAGGUCGAAGUGGAAUAAAAAGAGAUGUCAAGACUGACGGAGGAACUUUUCUUUAAAGAACAAAAGAAACAAACUUCCUCCCUAGGCUUACUUUGAUUUUCCUUCAGACACCCUCAAAGUGUUAAACUCUUUGUUUAUCAUCAUCUUUAUUAUCAUUUACCUUUUUUUUUUUUUCCAGGUUUCUUUUGUUUGCUUUGAAGAGACAUAUUGGGAGCAAGCUGGGCGUCACACCCAGAAAAAGAGAAUGCGAGAAUGAUGUAUCCUCUCGCAAAGUAGUAUUUUACCUUAUGUUAUUAGGAUGGUCACAAUUAUUAUUUUAGUCCUCAUUAUUAUUUUGUAUCCUCAUUAGUAUUUACUCAUAAAAAAAGACAUGGAUGUGUCUCACUUUAUAUUCAGUCAACACAUGAAUUGGAUUUUUUUAUUUUUUUUUAUUUUUUUUUAUUUUAUUUUUUCCCCAUUCCUGGAGAGGGAGGAGCCAGAGUGGUGAUGUCUGGAAUGUCAGGGUCGAGUUUGCCACAAAGACAUUAUUGCCUUGGAGAACGGACAUCUGUUGCCUUUCAAAAGUCACGUGUAUGAGUGAGAAGUGUGUGUGUGUGAGAAACUGAAAAAUGCCGAUAUCUGGGUCUUUGAUUCCAUUUUGAUCCUUUUGAAAAGUGUUCUUAUUUUUCAUCACUGGGGUUUUUACGGUACAGAUAGUAUUCAUGAAAAAUCAGAUGGACAGUCUUAUUUUUCAAGUACAAAAUGUUUGUAAUGUGCAAAGAGAAGGAGAGAGCCUUGUAAGAGGAGGAGAUGACACUAUGGACUAAUGCGUGUCUGCCAUCUUUAACCGUGCUGACUGGAAAAAGAUGAAGGACAGGACUCUGAAGAGUUUUUCAUUGUUGUGGAACUGUGUACUGGGUGCACAAGUGUGUAUGUUCUACAUAGGAAGUUACGUUUGACUGACAGGUGUCGGUCCCUCGGACGGUGAUGAAACAUUUUUUGGAACUGAAAACCUUGGAGGAGGAGGUGUCAUACGAUGGGCUGUGAUUGGCCAACCGUACUGGCCAGUGGGGGGGUGGGAGUGGGGGGGGGUGGGGGGUGGGAGAGAAAAGCCGAACCAAGUGCUUUUGAAUGGCUUCAUUCUUAAGUGACACAGCAGCGAUUUGAUCGGGAGAUGCAAAAUCCAUUCAAAAGAAGCAUUGCCAUAAAAUUUAAAAGUGAGUCGUACAUGGUGUUGUCUUUAUCAUUUUUUAUUGUUAUUCUUGUAAAAAAAAAAAAAUCAAGCUGAGAAGACAGUUACACUAUCAAAACCAUGCUGUAUUAGAAACCUGUCAAUAUGUAUAUGAAUUAUGAAUACACUUAAGAAAUGCUUCAAG
This is a messenger RNA of Seriola aureovittata, 11229 nucleotides long. RefSeq names its product transcription factor 20 (gene tcf20). Bases 1857 to 9578 code for a protein of 2573 amino acids. The record is from RefSeq and is a predicted model, not a curated record. Gene Ontology annotation, cellular component: nucleus. NCBI's taxonomy places the organism in Eukaryota, Metazoa, Chordata, Actinopteri, Carangiformes, Carangidae. The transcript is spliced from 6 exons. Gene Ontology annotation, biological process: regulation of transcription by RNA polymerase II.